Messenger RNA from Dentiscutata erythropus, 1230 nucleotides. Lineage: Eukaryota; Fungi; Glomeromycota; Glomeromycetes; Diversisporales; Gigasporaceae. The record is from the annotation of a GenBank genome assembly.
AUGUCUUCUAAAAAACAAAAAAAUACUCUUAAUAAUGAACAAAGAAAAGAAGUCAUUGAAUUCAAAGAUAAGAACCCCAAUAUUAGCCACGUUGAUCUUGCCACGUGGGUAAAAAAUAAAUUUAAUCUAGAAGUCCAUCCGACUACCAUUGGACGUUUAGUAAAAAAUAAAGAUGACAUUGGCGAUAAUCCCACUAAGAAAAGGCAAAAACACAAAACAUUUGCUAAAAUCUUAAAAAUACCUAACGACAACCUUAAGUUUUCACACGGAUGGUUAUUUAAGUUCAAAAGAAGGCAUGGUUUAGAACAAAUAAAAAAGCAUGGAGAGGAUUCUUCUGUAGAUGAUAAUGUAGUUGCAAUAGCCGUUCCCCAGUUAAAAGAGAUUCUAAAAGAAUACAGCUUAAAAGAUAUUUACAACAUGGAUGAAACGGGGUUAUUCUAUCGUCUUCCAACCCACGGUGCUUCAAACAUAUCAAACGCAACAAGCUCGGUGCCACAUAUGGGUCAAGUAAUUCUUCUAGUAGAUAAUGCCAAGUGCCAUUUCUCAAGUAAUUUAAAUCUUCGCAACACCACUACCCACUAUCUCCCUCCAAACACAACAUCUCGCUUACAACCACUGGAUGCCGACAUUAUCAUGUCCUUCAAGCAUCGCUACAAAAAUUAUUUUAUAAAAUGGUUACUUGACCAAUAUGAAUCUGUGAAAGAUGAUAAAUUAAAUGUUCUUAAUGCUAUAAAGUUUGUUAUUCAAGCAUGGAAAGAGGUGUCAUCAGAAACGGUACGUAAUUGCUUCCAGCACACAGAAAUCCUUCCAGUUCAAAAUAACGAAUACGAAGAACCUAUUAAUGAUGACGAUGAUUAUGAGUUAAUGGAAGAGAUGAAAAUAGAUAUUGAACUGCUUAAUUUUCGAAAUGCAAUGGAUCUUGAGGUUUAUAUUAAUUACCCGGAGGAGAAAGAUACAAGCGAAGUCUUAAAUGAUCAGGAAAUCGUAACUUUAGUUACUAACGUCGAAGCCACAGAAGAUUUAGGUGAAGGCGACAAUAGUGAAGAAGAUGAAGACGACAGUAAGGAAAUCUCUAUGAUUACCCACCAUGAAGCGUUAAAUGCCAUAGAGGUACUGGAACAAUACCUUAUGCAACAGGAUCUAAGUGACAAAGCCCGGUUAGAACAUGACCAAGCAUUAUUAAAUUUGCAAAAGGGUGCAGAAAAUGCAGAACAAAUUCUCCUUCGCUGA